Messenger RNA from Colletotrichum truncatum, 228 nucleotides. NCBI's taxonomy places the organism in Eukaryota, Fungi, Ascomycota, Sordariomycetes, Glomerellales, Glomerellaceae. The record is from RefSeq and is a predicted model, not a curated record.
AUGAAGUAUCUAUCAAUCAUUUUAAGCUUUGUCGCAGCUUCAAAUGCUGCAUGGUGUAAUCACGGCUGGGGCAAGCCCUCGGGCGCUUCAUGCUACACUGGCUACACCAACACAUAUUGCUGUGAAAGCCCAGGCUCCAAACACGGCAGUUUCCAGGAGGAGAGACCUUGUUUUGACCCGCAUGCCAACGGGCGCCCGGUUCUUCAGUCCUGCGAGGGAAGCGGAUGA